AUGGGAGGGCUGAUGUUUUUCUCUUAACUUGAAAUGAAGGGCUGUUGACCCAGAAAGAUAUUCUUCUAAACCUCCUAAAGGUUAUGUGAAAGCCAGAAGCUAAACCAAAUGAACAAACCAACAAAACUCUGGUUAUUCCUAUUCUUGUCUGUGAUCACUCUCGCAUUCUCUGCUACAUGCCAGAUGCAGCAGCCUGUUCUCAUGUGUCAGCCAUACUUUAGUCUCAUGUGACUUGGUCUAUGUAUGUAUGUUGUUGAAAUAAUUAACCUUUUAGCAUCCCCAAAUGCUUUACGUGUUUAUUCCUCUAAUUUUACAGUCUGUGAUUAUAGAUGUUAAGGAAACAUGAGGACGGAAGUGGGAAAACAGAAUAGAAAAAAGCCUUUGCAGUUAGUUGAGGUUUCUUGGAAUGGCUGGUUGCAUUUCUAUGCAGAAUCACACGUAGGCACCUCGGUGUAUAAUUUUGCUUUCUUUGGAUGUAUGGUGACUUCUGUUUUAAAGAGGAAAAAAUGAUACAGUAACAGAAAGAUGUGGUGCUAAUGGUAGCUUUACUACUUUACAGCAAUUUGUGUGGUUUUCUGUUUUUAACCGUAUUUCACCUUCUCACUUGAGUGUUAGCAAAGUGUCUGCCUGUCUGAUUCUGAAGAGGCUGGUAAGUUGAGCAAAAAUUUUCAAACCAAACUGUGUGGCCUAUGUUGGGCUUACAUCAGUAGUAUUUUGGGACAGUUAAUCAACUGUAUUUUAAGAAAAACAGAAAAUAAAGCCUGGAAUUCUAUAAGCAGUAAUUUAGAGGCAUGGAGUGGCUGCUGAAAGGAGCACUUUCAAUUUUAUGUUGAGCUUUGUGAGGGGAAUAAAAUUAGUUGUACCUGACGAAAAGCAGAACAGCCUGCUUGCAGGUAAACAGACCUGAAGGAAAAUGAGCACAACGCAACCUCCAGCAGGUACCACCAGGGUUGCUGACUGGAGUGUAAGAAGCCGCUGGAGUCUAUUUUAUGUAUCCUGAAGUGGGACUUGGCGGGGAGAGGUGGCACAGGAGAAGUGUGACAGUGCAAAGCAGGGGCCGUUCCAGAGCUGAUCCAGGCCCCCUGCAGCAGGGCUGGUCCCCUGAAAGCAGCCAGGGCACUGUGUGCUUUCUGUUCCUUCCACUCAUCCUUUAAUUCCUGUUUUUGAGCUGUGACUGAAGGGUCUCUGCUCGUGGGGUCCUGCAGGAAGUCUGCAUAAGGUUUUAGAGAGGAUGGAUAUUCGAGAUGCUUCUUCGGAAUUCUCACUUCUGCUCCAUAAACCAGCUUUUACAAUCAAAGCUUGCAGCAGCUGUGCUAAGCUAAGCUUUAUGAGGAAGCAGAGUAACCUUUUAGGAGGGUGACGUUCGUUUUGAUUUUAUAUUCCUCUGUCAUUUUAUAGCCAAAAGAGGGAGAAAAGUCAUACGAAAGUCGACGCGAGACGCGGCCGAGCUGCCCCGCAUCUGCCGCGCUGCCUCCCGCCAUCUUUGCCCCCCGCCGCCGCCGGCCGAGCAGCCGUUAACGGUCGGGGAGAGAAGGCGCGCGGCCGUCCCGCCCCCACCACCAACGGCCGGUGACGGCCUGAAGCGCCGCCUCAGCGCUUCUGAGGCCGUUUGGCGGGCGGCACAUUCUGUUGUGCUCCGGCCUCCCGCAGCGGCCAUGGGCCGCGCCGCCAUGCUUCUGCUGCUGAUAAUGAUAAUGAUGAUGGCGGCGGGGGGGGCGGCCGCGGGCGGCCCCGAGGUCCACAGCCUGCGGGGUAUCUGGCGGCUGGGCAACGGGAACGGCUCACUGUCGCUCCGAGGGGAGGUGCCGGGUUGCGUGCAUACCGCCCUGCUCCGCCGGGGCCUCAUCCAGGAUCCAUACAAUAGAUUUAAUGACGUGCUGUACAGGUGGAUCUCACUGGAUAACUGGACUUACAGCAGGACAUUCAAAACUCCUUUUGAUGUCAGAAAGUGGCAGAAAGUGAAUUUGGUUUUUGAGGGAGUAGAUACAGUAGCACACAUCCUGCUCAACAAUGUCACUCUUGGGAGAACAAACAACAUGUUCAACAGAUAUAGCUUUGAUAUUACCAGCAUGAUCAAGGAGGUCAAUUUUAUUCAAGUCCAUUUCAUAUCAGCCAUUUCAUAUGCUGCAGAGCAGAGCAGAUGUCACAAAGCAUACAGCGUCCCCCCAGCAUGCCCUCCACCUGUGCAGAAAGGCGAGUGCCAUGCUAAUUUCAUCAGAAAGGAGCAGUGUUCGUUUAGUUGGGACUGGGGUCCUUCUUUUCCUACUCAAGGAAUCUGGAAAGAUGUGAGGAUUGAGGCCUAUAACCAUUAUCACUUGAUUUACUUUUCUUUAACUCCUUUCUUUGUGAGUAGAGCUCAGCAGUGGAGUCUCGAAAUUGAGUCCAUCUUUAACGUAGCCAGCUCCAAGCCAAUUGCAGGUCUUGCAACUGUGAACAUUCCCAAACUGCAAACAGAGCAAACAUACAGUGUGAAGCUGCAACCUGGUGAAGGCAGUAUUGUGCUGCUUAUAAACAUCAGCAAGAACUCUACAGUAGAAACUUGGUGGCCAAAUGGACAUGGAAAACAAAUUGGAUACAAUGUGACAACAACUUUCAUCAUGGAAGGAGGAUAUCAGAUUGAGAAAAUUUCAAAGGCCUAUUUUCGGACAGUAGAACUUGUUCAGGAGCCUAUUCCUGGGUCUCCAGGUCUCAGUUUCUACUUCAAAAUCAAUGGCCAACCUGUUUUCCUGAAGGGCUCAAACUGGAUUCCAGCAGAUUCUUUCCAAGAUAGAGUGACCUAUGACACAUUAUGGCUACUCUUGAAGUCUGCAGCAGAUGCUAACAUGAAUGCACUUAGGAUUUGGGGAGGAGGAAUAUAUGAACAAGAUGAUUUCUACGAUAUUUGUGAUGAACUGGGAAUAAUGAUUUGGCAGGAUUUUAUGUUUGCGUGUGCACUGUAUCCAACCAACCAGGAUUACUUGGAAUCAGUAAGAGCAGAAGUUUCUCAUCAGGUAAGGCGGUUAAAAUCCCAUCCAUCGGUUGUUCUGUGGAGUGGUAACAAUGAAAAUGAAGCAGCGAUUGCAAGUAACUGGUUCUCCAUACCACAUGCUGACAGAGAAGUCUAUAUCAAAGAUUACGUGAUGCUUUAUGUGAAGAACAUCAGAGAAAUAGUUCUUGCUGAAGAUAAAAGUCGUCCUUUUGUUGUAUCCAGUCCUACCAAUGGUUUGGAGUCAAUUAAAGAGGGCUGGCUCUCUGAAAAUCCUUAUGACACGCAUUAUGGUGACACUCACUUUUAUGACUAUAGCAGUGACUGCUGGAACUGGUCAGUGUAUCCUAGAACUCGUUUUGCUUCAGAAUAUGGAUUUCAAUCCUGGCCAUCUUUCAGUACGCUGGAAAAGGUUUCCUCUGCUGUGGACUGGUCAUACACGAGCAAUUUCUCUCUCCAUCGACAACACCAUGAAAAUGGCAAUGACCAAAUGCUUCAACAGAUUGGAUAUCAUUUCAAGCUUCCCCUGACCACUGAUCCCAUAAAAAAGUUUAAAGAUACGAUUUACCUCACUCAGGUGAUGCAGGCUCAGUGCGUUAAGACAGAAACUGAAUUCUAUCGUUCUAGUCGAAGUGAAAUAAUCAAGGGAGAAGGACACACAAUGGGAGCUCUGUAUUGGCAGCUCAAUGACAUCUGGCAGGCACCUUCAUGGUCUUCUUUGGAGUAUGGUGGAAAGUGGAAACUGCUCCAUUAUUUUGCCCAAAACUUCUUUUCCCCACUGCUGCCUGUGGCCUAUGAAGAUAACGGCGUGUUGUACAUCUAUGGUAUCUCAGAUUUUCACACAGACCACAAGCUGACCUUGAAGGUCAUUGUGAACUCCUGGAGUUCUCUGGAGCCAGUAUGCACUCUUGCCAAAGAUGGUGUGACUGUUAAAGCACAAAGUGCUUUUUCCAUCUACAAGGAGUCCAUAAAUGCCUUGCUGGAAAGAUGCAGAAAUUGUACCAGGAAAAGCUGUGUUGUUUCUUUUUACCUUGUGGGAGAAGAUGGACUCCAGAGUCCAAUGAAUCAUCACUUCCUUUCAUCCCUGAAGGAUGCUGUAGGAUUGGAAAAGACACAACUUAGUGCCACUGUAUCGCAACAAGAUGAUGUCUAUAUAUUUGAUCUUCAGACUACUGCAAUUGCUCCUUUUGUUACUCUGGAUGUAGGGAAUAUAAAGGGCAGGUUUAGUGAUAAUGGUUUCCUCAUGUUGGAAAGGAAGAAAGUGGUUAUUUUUUAUCCUUGGGAGCCUACCAGUGUUGAAGAACUAGAAAAGUCGUUCACCUUGACAUCUUUGAUGGACGUUGCCUAAUGAUUUUGUUCUAGAUGACAAGACAGAGAGGAAAAACUGGGAAGAAUUUGACUGUAGUUGAGGUGACCUACAAGAUGAGAUGACUGAAUGUUUUGUUCUGUCAUGUGUGAAUUUUAACUGCUGGUUCAAUGUAAAGAUAGCAACAACACAGCUUGCUUAUAAUAUAUGUGGUGCAUUGAAAGUAAGGCUUUCUUAGGUAAUUACGUCCCACACAAAAUGGGAGGGGUUAGUUGGUGUAAGACUCUUCCAAUUCAUGUAAAAGAAAUUACUGGAUUGUAGUUCUCUCCUAAGUCAAAGAUAACACAAAUAUGUACCUCUAGACUGUGUUUGUAAAAAUAUAUAUUUUUUUCCACUUUCACAAUGCUAUAAGUAAAAAAUCAUCCUAGGAUUGCCAGAAGGUAAGGAGGAAGGUCAGGGAAUGAAGCUGAGACCACCUCCACAGGCCAGAAGAGUUGAACAGUGCAUUUUUUUCACCCACCUCCCUCUUAGAGUGGUUUGUUUCAUCUGCAAUAGUCCUUGCCCCAUUAAUCUGGUUGCUUGUGCAAGGCCUUAUUUGUGAGGCCAGGCUGAGGAAGGAAGCUGGGAGAAAGAAAGAAAGGGGGGGAGCACACUGUCGCACAGUGCUGGCUGCUGCUCUCUGUGUACCACUGCCUCAUUUAAGUUCCUCUGCAUGCUCCUCAUGGCAGUGGCAACAGGGGGCCUGGAGGUGUUCAAGAAGCAUGUAGAUGUGGUGUAUGGGACAUGGUUUAGUGGGCACGGUGGUCAUGGGUUGAUGGUUGGAUCUUAGAAAUCUUUUCCAACCUUAAUUAUUAUAUGGUUCCCAGACAGCUGCAGUCACAAACUUUGUUUGCUCAUGUGGAUUCCUGCUUAGUGUUGCAUGGUAUGAAGUGUGCCUCGCUGUGGGAAAAGAAUGAGAGAAAAGUUGGCAAAGGUGCAAAGAGAAAGGAAGCAACAGAGAAAAUAAAUGGUUAUUGAGAGGACCACAGAGUUAGAAUUUUCUCCUGUUUCUCUGCUAAAUGCACAGUGCAUUGCUUUUGAGUGGCCUGUACCUCACUCUGGGCCUCCUCUCCUUUCAGAGGAGUUGGCUUGCUUGUUUAUCAAGCAAAUUGUGUCAUAAUUCUGUUGUGGUGUGUAUGUUCUUAACCUCUUGUGUGUAUGUUACCUCCAUAAUGUUAUAUGGACAUAAUCAAAAGAAAACCUGAACAUCUUUGAUUUGUUUCUUUGUGUAUACCUUUCCUGUUGAAAACAUUACUUACUCAUGAUUAGAUCUGGGGGUCCAUUAUGUUUGUUAGUCCAUACAGAGUAACUGUGUAUCACCUUUUACCCUGUUUCUGAAUAAGUUGUUCUUAAAAUGUUUUGGCUUCCCAUGGAAAUGUCUCACUUAGGCAUUUAAAAAUAAGAAAAUAAAUGUGCUUCAGUGCAGGGGCUACAGCAGUCUGUGGAGAUGAUAGCAGAGGAUUUGGUCAUCUGGAAGUCCAGGUCAUUAAGCCGUGCCUCAGGCAGGUUGAUAAACAUCAACUUCUUCUUUCAGAUGUGAUUUGAAAUGCAGCUGAGAUCUUGCUGGGCUUCCAUGGGGAACCUGUUGCAGUGCAACCACAGCAUGCAUUUUCCUGUAUUUUUCUACUUUACAGUAGAAAGUGUCUGAACAAGCUGUGCUGGUGACAUCCACCUCUGAAGUGAAAGCACAAUGUAGAUGAUAUUUGCGGGGGGUGCUGGGUUAUGGAGUGCAUGCAGGGAAAACGAUUAUGUGUCACAUUGGUCAGUUAGAAAAACUGAAGUAAAGGGUUGCUUUGUUGCAGUGGCUGCAGUUCUAAUAGGCAAUAAAUAAACAUCUUGACAGGUGUUUGGUGAUCUGCAGCUGUUUUUGGAAUGGGUCAUUAACCAAAAUGAAGAGAGUCCUGAGGAAAAGAAAAAACUUGAAUGUGGAAGUAAAAUGAUUAAUGGAAUUUCCUUGCAAGUGCUUUACUAGGUCAUCAAAACAGCAAACUGAGCAUUGGAGGUCUUUCCUGAUUCAAGAGUUGUUAAAAGAAGAUGUGAAAUAAUUAAAAUAUGUUUAUGUGCCAAUAUUUACAGAUUACGUUAAAUAAAUAGGGAAAAUGAUAGCCAUGAAUAAAACUUUACAGAAAAUGCAUGUGUUGAUAACCUCAUGUAAAUGGUACAUGAGAGGCACCCUGGGCCAAGAAUAGAAGAAAAAUCCUUUAGAUUUUUCAGUGUCUUGGAAUCAAGUGGAAUCAUAACAGCAAUAGAGCCCUAUAUAAGAUCAGGGCAAGGACAAGAACACAACAGCAAAGAGAUCUUUGGAGUAUCCAUCCUAUCUACACAUCAUCCAUAGCCAUCUGAGUGUGGUUUCAGCGGCUCAACUGCACUUGUACUGCCGGGUGUAUCUGAUGGGUUGGGGAUCAGCAGUGGUUGGAUUAGGAAAAGCAUUGGAAUCUUUUGAAUUCAGCAAAAGUUUGGAUGAAACUUGCGGCAGUCACUGCAGGACUGCUCUGCUUUAAAAGGAUUGUGUGCUCCAGAAGAGCUGUAAGCUGUGAGUGAGUAUUGGCCAGUUGUGUCUUGAGCUAAUGAAUGGUCACCACUGUUCCUUUUCACCACAAGGGAGGGAAGAUUGCUUUUUUCCUUAAAUGUAGGAAACAGCACUUCACCAGUCCAGGAAUGGGAGAAAAGGCAUUUCAUAUACCACUGUAGGAUAGGCUGGUAAACAAAAGUCACUGGAAACUCAUAUCCAUGGCAGACACUUUAAAAACAAGGUCAGUUGAACUUUCUAAAUAGUCUUUUUUGUCAAACAUAGAGAAGAUCUGUAGCGUUCUGUUGUCACACUGUAUUUUUGCUCUGUUCCCUAUUUUUGGUGUCCGGUACUGUGGUACAGGAGCAAAACAACGCAGCAGAUCCCAAUUACUGCAAGUGCAGAUCAGGUGUAUUUCAGAUUUAGUUUCUUGCUGUAAUUUAUAGUUCAAUAGUGAACUUGACUGGAAGUGUUUAAAGGUUACACCUGUCUAUAUACUAGGGGGGAUGGGGGGGAAAGCUUAGUUAAAUACCUUUGGAGAUAUUUCUAGAUUAAUCUCUGCCAAAGGAAUAGGAACUGUGACUAGCACUCAGAGGAACAAACCCCCAAUGCAAACAUCUUGAGAUGCCUGAAGUUAUUAGUAUAUGCAUUUUGGCCCUUCCUCCAGCUUUGCCGUUCUAUUGGCUAACAGCAGUGCACUCUAGGCCUCCUGCGCGCUAAUGCAGUAAUGCUUGGAGUAAAUAGGAGCUUGGCAGAUUGCUGGAGCAGUUUUCCUAAAGGUUCUGUUGGAGAAAAGGUAAAGGUAAAAGUAACUCCAGAAAUCCUAUUUUGAAGAGAAAUACUUAGCUUUUCCAAACUUUAGUUAAUAACAGGGUCUUGAUUUUUGUUUCUUCAGGGCUAAUGUGGAGUAGAAUAGGGACAAUAGCCUGUGCUACAGGCCUGUAACUGUACUGGAGGAAAACAUGAGUCAGCAAUGAUUAGUCCUUGUUAUUACCCUGUGUUGGUGUGGCCAAGUCUUCUCAGUGUUGGGUAGGGCAAGGUUUCUCCAUAACCCAGUUAUGCACAGGAGCUCUCAAGCAGUGAGCUUCUGGGUUCUCUCAUUUGUUUGACCUGUCACACUUGGGAAACAGGAGUAGCACUCCUUUCUUGCAUAAGGUCACAUAAGAAUAAAUCUGUAUUUAAGGUGAGCUGAUGGGAUCUAUAAAUCUCUUAGUGGUUACCUGUUAAGAAGAAUACAGCUAUUCAAAAUGUUUCUGUUGAGACUUGGAUGCAUACUUUUUUCUUGUAAACCAUGCUUCCUCUGCGUACACUUCUUCCUCCAAUCUGCAUGGAGGCAGCAGUGUGCUUGGGCACUUCCCCUUCAGUGUGGUGCCUGCCUCCUUCCAAGUGCCAGAAGAACAAGGCUGUGUGCCCUGCAAAGAAUGACUGCCUGCUGAUAAGAGAAAAGGUAAGGCAGAAAAAGCAAAGCUGUGUGCAUGAGCAUUUUCUUUGAAUUAAACUGAGGUAAACACAAGGCUCUCCAGUAAAUUUACUCUGCUGGUUGAGAACUGUACAAAAAAGAAACAAAUACCUCUUGCACUAGCCAGCCUGACACCUGUAGUGCUCCAUUGCCAGCUGUUGGGUUCUGCCUCCUACUCUUGCCUGCUUCUCCAAACUGUGGGGCAUACCUAUAAUACAUGCUUAAGAUGCUGAGGGUUAAAGCAGAUGGGAGAAGUUAUGACCUGACUCUAGAAAUGUAGUGUUCCUGUUUGAAUUAGUGAGCCUACAUUAGUAUUUUUCUAUUGCUAAACCAAAAAAAAAAAAA
Molecule: messenger RNA, 8623 nt
Organism: Phasianus colchicus (ring-necked pheasant)
Lineage: Eukaryota; Metazoa; Chordata; Aves; Galliformes; Phasianidae
Gene: MANBA
Product: mannosidase beta
Biological process (GO): glycoprotein catabolic process; carbohydrate metabolic process
Molecular function (GO): beta-mannosidase activity
Source: RefSeq, a predicted model, not a curated record